AUGGACGAGCCAAUGGCAAAGAAAGCGGGCGGCACCAACAACGAAAGAAGGACUAAAAUUAAAUUUAAUAACAUCAACGACGAAACAAGAACCACCAAAUUUGACGACACCAGUGACGAAGAACCACCGAAUUCGAC
Molecule: messenger RNA, 137 nt
Organism: Racocetra fulgida
Lineage: Eukaryota; Fungi; Glomeromycota; Glomeromycetes; Diversisporales; Gigasporaceae
Source: the annotation of a GenBank genome assembly